Molecule: messenger RNA, 1383 nt
Organism: Aspergillus niger
Lineage: Eukaryota; Fungi; Ascomycota; Eurotiomycetes; Eurotiales; Aspergillaceae
Exons: 2
Coding region: 1-1383 (460 amino acids)
Molecular function (GO): N-acetyltransferase activity
Source: RefSeq, a predicted model, not a curated record
AUGGACAAGCUUGAAAGACUACGACCAGCCGGGCACCUAGAGAAAUUCUUCCUCGCACGCGGUCUGGCUGGGCACUCCAACGUGGCAGUAUCGGCAACCUAUGUCCUGCCAAAUACUUUCACCCGGCCCUUAAAGGAAUAUGCAUAUAGAGCAUGUGAGACAGUGAUCACCAAGAACCCUAUUCUAUCAGCAAUCCCGGUAAAAGACAGCCAUGAUACCUGGUUCUUCCGGCUCCCGGGAAUCGACCUGACCCAAUCCGUAUCAUUUCAAAGGCGUGGCCACGAUUAUCCUACUGAAGAUCAACCAGACAUUGAACUAUGUAAUCUGCUGCAAGUUCAGCAGAAAUCCGAGUUCACAGCGCCUCUGCCAUUCUGGAGACUGAUCAUCUUAACAGAGCCGACUGAGCGGCGCUUUACAGCGGUAUAUAUAUUCCACCAUGCAAUCGGCGACGGGAUAUCAGGGAAGGCUUUCCACGAGACAUUUAGAGAGGCUUUACAUGAUGCUGCCGCUUACUUGGCCCAGGGAGGAAUCACAAGACAAGUGAUUCCAUCACCUAAGGUCCCUCUGCUGCCUAGUCUGGAAGCGCUCCAUCCGUGCUCUAUAAGUUUUACUUUCCUCCUGAAAAAGGUGCUCCAGAUCAAACUAUGGCCCUAUCGUGAUCCGGGUCUCUGGACAGGACCGAAGUCAUACACACCAGUUGAUAUUGAAAUCCGCCAAAUUGUUAUUUCAGAAACAAUAUCUACAACCCUGAGAAAGAAAUGUCGUCAAAAUCAUGCGACUAUCACCUCGGCCCUACACACAGCCGUUGCACGCAGCCUACUUGCGCAUCUGCCAGAAGAGUACACCAGAUUGCAAGCUAUUGGCGCGAUGUCGACUCGCCGGUGGCUGAAGGAAGAAGGGGGAGUUACGGAUCAAUCAAUGGGUGUUUGGGUCAUGGACUUCAAGGAAAGCUUCUUCCGGGAGGAGAUGGACCAGCAUCCUCCUGACAGCUUUCUGUGGGGAGUUGCAAGGAAAUCCUGCACAACAAUUAAAGAGGUGCUCAGUCGCAAGGGCAAGGAUUCCAGUGUGGGCUUGCUCAGAUACCUGGAUGGUCAUGGCUUUAUACGGGGUAAGAUAGGGAAGGACCGAGAUGGGAGCUUCAAAGCUUCGAAUUUGGGGGUUUUGGAAGCCGGCCAGGAACGUGUUUCGUGGCCGCAGAUUGGACGGAUGAUGUUCGCUCAGCCGUUUGAUGGUGUGAGUGCACCGCUGGCCGUGUCUUCGAUCACAGGCGGAGAUGGCUGUUUAGUUGUAACUAUUACAUGGCAAAAAGGCCUUGCAGAUUCAACGAUGUUUGAUGGUGUUGUUGAUAUGAUUGCUAGGGAGUUGCGUCAUGCUGCGCGGUGA